AAAACGAAAACAAGCCAGACGACAGGCAGGCAGACGGUUUCUCAUGGAAUUUUGAUUUUAUUUUUAUAGCCGGCGACCCAUGUUACCACCACUCUUGAGCUUUCAAAGCCAGCCAAGAACCUUGAAUUUACUUUCUUUUCUAUAAUAAUAAAACCCCCCAUUCAAAUCAAUCGACUUACUUGUGAGCAGAUUUUUGUUGUCCCAGUCAUGGCGUAGUAGUGCUUGUAGUCUCGCUCACGACUUGGUCCUUUUUCCUCUCUCUCUCUCUCUCUCUAUCGCUCUCUCUAUUUCUUUUAUUUGCACAAUUGGACGCCAGAACACGAGGAGUUUGAACAUUUCAUUUUGAGAUUGUCAUGUGGUGCGUCUUGUUCUGCUGCCGUUUGUUCUAAACACGACGGUCUUGAUAGGAUCGGACAAAAGGGAUCUCUGUUAGUCUAUUCCUAAGAGAGGACCCACAAGUUGAGAGCUAUUAAUAAUUCUUCUCUAGCCACCUUCAAAUAUGGCUUCCAGAUCAUUCAAAGGAAGUCGGUCAAAUCUCUCAACUUCGUCCGAUGUGCUUGAUUCUCAAAAGCCUCCAAUGCCUCCAACUGUGACAUUUGGCCGGAGAAGUUCCUCUGGUCGCUACAUUAGCUACUCAAGGGAUGAUCUGGACAGUGAAAUUGGGAGUACGGAUUUCAUGAACUAUACUGUGCACAUUCCUCCAACCCCUGACAACCAACCAAUGGAUCCAUCAGUCUCACAGAAGGUUGAAGAGCAGUAUGUGUCAAAUUCACUCUUUACAGGUGGAUUCAAUAGUGUCACACGUGCUCAUCUCAUGGACAAGGUGAUUGAAUCUGAAGCAAGCCAUCCCCAGAUGGCUGGUGCAAAAGGGUCGUCAUGUGCAAUUCCUGGUUGUGAUGCCAAAGUGAUGAGUGACGAGCGUGGUGAAGAUAUUCUCCCUUGUGAGUGUGAUUUCAAGAUUUGCAGAGAUUGCUAUAUUGAUGCAGUAAAAACGGGAGGUGGAAUUUGCCCAGGAUGUAAGGAACCUUAUAAGAACACAGAUUUGGAUGAAGUGGCUGUGGAGGAUGGGAGGCCACUCCCACUUCCUCCCCCAGGUGGAAUUUCCAAAAUGGAGAGAAGGUACUCACUCAUGAAGUCAACAAAGUCAGUGCUGAUGAGAAGCCAAACUGGAGAUUUUGACCACAAUCGAUGGCUGUUUGAAACAAGAGGGACUUAUGGUUAUGGCAAUGCUAUAUGGCCGAAGGAUGGGGGAAUUGGAAAUGGCAAAGAUGAUGAAGCUGCUGAGCAUCAGGAGUUGAUGAACAAACCAUGGAGGCCACUUACUCGGAAACUAAAGAUACCAGCUGCUAUUAUCAGCCCAUACCGGCUUUUAAUUUUUGUUCGGAUUAUUGCUCUUGGACUGUUUUUAACAUGGAGGGUCACCAAUCCUAACAAAGACGCAAUGUGGCUCUGGGGGAUGUCGAUUGUUUGUGAAAUCUGGUUCGCCUUUUCGUGGCUUCUUGACCAGCUGCCGAAGUUCUGUCCUGUCAAUCGUUGUACAGAUCUAAAUGUAUUGAAGGAGAAAUUUGAAACACCUAGCCCAAGUAAUCCCGCGGGAAAAUCCGAUCUUCCAGGCAUAGAUAUUUUUGUUUCUACUGCAGAUCCAGAGAAAGAACCGCCCCUUGUCACUGCGAACACUAUCUUGUCAAUUUUAGCUGCUGGAUACCCUGUGGAAAAGCUUGCUUGCUAUGUGUCUGAUGAUGGAGGUGCACUUUUGACUUUUGAGGCCAUGGCAGAAGCAGCAAGUUUUGCUAACAUUUGGGUUCCUUUCUGCCGUAAACAUGAUAUUGAGCCUAGGAAUCCAGAAUCAUACUUCAAUUUAAAGAGGGAUCCAUAUAAGAACAAAGUUAAGUCAGAUUUUGUUAAAGAUCGCAGACGAGUAAAGCGCGAGUAUGACGAGUUCAAGGUCCGGAUCAAUGGUUCGCCUGAUUCCAUCCGCCGACGGUCUGAUGCCUAUCAUGCCCGGGAGGAAAUCAAGGCCAUGAAGCUUCAACGACAGAACAAAGUUGAUGAACCUGUGGAGAGUGUCAAGGUUCCAAAAGCAACAUGGAUGGCUGAUGGAACUCAUUGGCCAGGAACUUGGUUACAGCCUGGACCUGAGCACUCUAAGGGUGACCAUGCUGGUAUUAUACAGGUUAUGUUGAAGCCUCCCAGUGACGAACCACUCCAUGGAACUGCUGAGGAUGGGCUUAUUGACCUCACUGAUGUUGAUAUCCGUCUCCCACUGCUCGUUUAUGUCUCUCGCGAGAAACGUCCAGGCUAUGAUCAUAACAAGAAGGCAGGUGCCAUGAAUGCCCUGGUUCGAGCAUCAGCCAUCAUGUCUAAUGGGCCCUUUAUUCUCAAUCUUGACUGUGACCACUACAUUUACAACUCCCGAGCGAUGAGGGAGGGCAUGUGCUUCAUGAUGGAUAGAGGAGGUGAUCGUAUCUGUUAUGUCCAAUUUCCUCAGAGGUUCGAAGGCAUUGAUCCUUCUGACAGAUAUGCCAAUCACAAUUCCGUUUUCUUUGAUGUAAACAUGAGGGCACUUGAUGGGCUUAUGGGUCCGGUCUAUGUCGGUACUGGAUGCCUCUUUCGAAGGGUUGCUCUUUAUGGAUUUGACCCUCCUCGAGCAAAAGAGCACCAUUCUGGUUGCUGCAGCUCCUGCUUUACUCGUCGAAAAAAUAAUUCCUCGGUUUCAAAUACCCCAGAAGAGAACCGGGCUCUAAGAAUGGGCGAUUCUGAUGAUGAAGAGAUGAACCUAUCCCUGCUCCCCAAGAGGUUUGGGAACUCCAGUUUCCUUAUUGAUUCUAUCCCAGUGGCAGAGUUCCAAGGUCGCCCCCUUGCUGAUCACCCGGCUGUGAAACAUGGACGCCCCCCCGGUGCUCUUACUAUUCCCCGUGAACUCCUUGAUGCAUCAACUGUUGCAGAGGCAAUCAGUGUCAUCUCCUGCUGGUAUGAAGACAAGACUGAGUGGGGACAGCGUGUUGGGUGGAUUUAUGGGUCUGUUACUGAAGAUGUGGUCACUGGGUAUAGAAUGCACAACAGGGGAUGGAAAUCUGUUUAUUGCGUGACUAAGCCUGAUGCUUUCCGUGGUACUGCUCCAAUUAAUCUGACUGAUAGGCUUCAUCAAGUCCUUCGGUGGGCUACUGGUUCUGUUGAGAUUUUCUUCUCUCGUAACAAUGCAUUGCUUGCUAGCACAAGAAUGAAGCUUCUACAGAGGAUAGCGUACCUCAAUGUUGGAAUCUACCCUUUUACAUCGAUCUUCCUGAUUGUCUACUGCUUCCUUCCUGCACUUUCUCUAUUUUCUGGCCAGUUCAUUGUGCAGACCCUCAGUGUGACUUUCCUUGUUUACCUUCUGGUCAUCACUGUGACACUCUCCAUGCUCGCUGUGCUCGAGAUUAAAUGGUCAGGCAUUGAUCUAGAGGAGUGGUGGAGGAAUGAACAAUUUUGGUUAAUUGGAGGUACUAGUGCUCACCUUGCUGCUGUCCUUCAGGGGCUACUCAAAGUCAUUGCUGGAAUCGAAAUUUCUUUCACCUUGACUUCUAAAUCAGGUGGUGACGAUGUAGAUGAUGAGUUUGCUGAUCUUUAUGUUGUUAAAUGGACAUCGCUGAUGAUACCGCCAAUCACAAUCAUGAUGGUGAACUUGAUUGCUAUAGCUGUCGGGUUUAGCAGAACAAUAUACAGUGUGAUACCCCAAUGGAGUCGACUAUUAGGCGGCGUUUUCUUCAGUUUCUGGGUGUUGGCUCAUCUAUACCCGUUUGCGAAAGGACUCAUGGGAAGAAGAGGAAGAACACCAACCAUUGUUUAUGUCUGGUCAGGUCUUAUUGCAAUCACCAUAUCCCUCCUUUGGGUUGCAAUCAACCCACCUGCUGGUAACAACACUAUUGGAGGCAGUUUUCAGUUCCCUUGAUUAGGACAUCUCACUGUUGAGUUGGAAUAUUUCUUUUCUUUUUAUAUAAAUUCAAUAUUGUUGAAAUUUUUUUUAUGUCAUAAUCCUCUUAGUAUACAUUCUUUUUCAUAAGAACAUUACAUUCUGGAGAAGAGACUAAUUGCUUUGUUUGUUGAUGCCCAUUUAGAUUUGGUUUCACUCACUUGUAGCAGUUUAAGUAAAGUUUCACUGUACCAGGAGAGAUUGAUAGUGGUUCACAGGGCAUUUUGUUUUUGUAUGAUGUAGUAUAUGUAUAUUGAUGACUGCUAUCAGUUUUAUUGCU
Messenger RNA from Tripterygium wilfordii, 4229 nucleotides. RefSeq names its product cellulose synthase-like protein D2. Gene Ontology annotation, molecular function: mannan synthase activity; cellulose synthase (UDP-forming) activity. Gene Ontology annotation, cellular component: trans-Golgi network; plasma membrane. The coding region runs from base 500 to 3928 and encodes 1142 amino acids. The record is from RefSeq and is a predicted model, not a curated record. Lineage: Eukaryota; Viridiplantae; Streptophyta; Magnoliopsida; Celastrales; Celastraceae. Gene Ontology annotation, biological process: cellulose biosynthetic process; plant-type primary cell wall biogenesis. The transcript is spliced from 4 exons.